This is a messenger RNA of Schistosoma guineensis, 210 nucleotides long. NCBI's taxonomy places the organism in Eukaryota, Metazoa, Platyhelminthes, Trematoda, Strigeidida, Schistosomatidae. The record is from the annotation of a GenBank genome assembly.
AUGAAACGUAACCGUGAAUUGCGAGGUGUCUUACACGCUUUCGACUCACAUUUGAACAUGAUUCUGGGGAAUGUUGAAGAAACUGUAACAACAUUGGAGAUAGAUGAGGAAACAUAUGAAGAAGUUUACAAGACUACAAAGCGCACAAUACCCAUGCUGUUUAUUCGCGGAGAUGGUGUUAUCCUAGUUUCGCCUCCACAAAAGGACUAA